This is a messenger RNA of Heterocephalus glaber (naked mole-rat), 597 nucleotides long. Its product is annotated as translationally-controlled tumor protein. The record is from RefSeq and is a predicted model, not a curated record. Gene Ontology annotation, cellular component: cytoplasm. NCBI's taxonomy places the organism in Eukaryota, Metazoa, Chordata, Mammalia, Rodentia, Bathyergidae. Gene Ontology annotation, molecular function: calcium ion binding.
CCGCUCUGGCUGCACCGCGCUCGCUCUGAGCUCCGGGCUCCUGCUAAACUAGCGCAGCCGCGGCUCCCUUCAGCCACUAUCAUGAUUACCUUUCGGGACCUCAUCAGCCAUGAUGAGAAGUUCUCCGACAUUUACAAGAUCCGGGAGAUUGCGGGCGGACUGUGCCUGGAGGUGGAGGGUAAGAUAGUCAGUAGAACAGAGGGUAAUGAUGACUCGCUCAUUGGUGGAAAUGCGUCCGCUGAAGGCUCGGAGGGCGAAGGUACCGAAAGCACGGUAGUCACUGGGCUGGAUAUUGUCGUGAACCCUCACCUGCAGGAAACCAGCUUCACAAAAGAGGCCUACAAGGAGUACAUCAAUGAUUAUAUGAAAUCAGUGAAAGGCAAACCUGAAGAACAAAGGCCAGAAAGAGUAAAUCCUUUUAUGACAGGGGCUGCAGAACAAAUCAAACACAUCCUUGCUAAUUUCAAAAACUAUCAGUUCUUUAUUGGUGCAAAUAUGAAUCCAGAUGGUGUGGUUGCUGUCCUGGACUACCGUGAGGAUGGUCUGACCCCAUUUAUGAUUUUCUUUAAGGAUGGUUUAGAAAUGGAAAAAUGUUAA